Molecule: messenger RNA, 2678 nt
Organism: Daphnia magna
Lineage: Eukaryota; Metazoa; Arthropoda; Branchiopoda; Diplostraca; Daphniidae
Exons: 4
Coding region: 237-755 (172 amino acids)
Source: RefSeq, a predicted model, not a curated record
CACAAGUGUGUAGUACUAUCUGCCCCGUUGGCUUUCUUUGUCAAUCGUUCGCUAGACUCGGACGAGUCAAGAUCUCUCUCGGUUUAUUGCACCGUUUCUCUUAUAUCACGUCGCUUGUAAUUCCGAAGAUUUUGGCUCAUUUGUUUUUCAAUCUGUUUAAGCACCAUCAGUCGUUUCAGUGUCGUUUCAAACUGUUCAUUCUCUCGCUCGGCUAUACUGUUUUUAAAACAUCCAUCAUGACAACCGUUUACUUGACUACCGGCUCGGAGUUAUCCAUGUGUGGAAUGAAUGGCGCUGCCGCCGGGGCUAAUGGCGAACGACCCAAAUUGCAAUCAUGUGUCAGCAUCGUCGUUGACGACGUAGACGGUGACUGCGACAAUAACGGUGGCAGUCAUUAUUACUCCGACUCGCAUCAUCACCAUCAGUUCUACAUUCAGCAUCAAACGUCAUCGGACGGCCAGGAGAGUAACGAGGUGUUUGACGACAACGCCGACGCCCGUUCAGACAUCAGCCAGUGCUCUAGGGGUAGCCGCGGGUCGACGUCGCGGGAGGAAAGCGAGACCAGACUUCAACAGAUCAAGGACGAGGUUCGCCAUCGACGAGAUGAAUUUGCCCGACUCCUUGACGAGCACGAACAAGUCGUCCGUGAAUUGAGACGCAUCGAGAGCUCUGGUGAGCUCCAGUCACUCGUCGAGACGCCAUCCGGUGGACGGACCGAAGAAGCUCCUUCUCUAGGACUUAAACAGGAGGAAUGAAGACGAAUAACAUUUUAAUCACGUGCAACUCCGCGGACGUGAAAUGUGUUUUUUUUUAUUUUAUUUUUUAAGAGGGGAAACAACCAGCAAUUUCGUGGAAAAGGAAAAUGAAAUGGAAGCCAUUGAUUGUGGAUUAUAAAGAGAGAGAAAAAAAUGGAAAAAAAAGGAUUUAAUUUUUGUUUUUUCCUUUUGCAAUUGAAAAACCGAACGAACGAAAGGAUUUUGUCGAUGUAAGAAAUUUCCAGAGUAGGGCAUAGUGUGACGACACGCCGUCGCUACUCAUUCUUUUUUUUUCAUCCCUGCUUUAGACCGUUUCUUUUUGAAACUUGUUUGCCAAUUUUCAUUUGUCCAUUCGUUUCUAUUUUUAUUUUUUCAUCCCAAUGAACGACUGGCUUAUAUGUACGAUAUAUAAAAUAUUUUGUUUGUGUUUUUACGCCGGGACCGGACAUUAUGUAGUCAUCGCUUGACUUGAAGUAACUGGUGACGUUUCAUUAAGAGACGCUAUCAUUUUAGCCACCAGAAUAUUAUUUUCUAGUCGAGUAAAGGAAAAAAAACAAAGGUGACCUUCAAUGUUCUUUGAAAAGAUUAUUAUUUACAAAACACCAGAAAAGAAACAUUUUAACCUCCCCCCUCCCCUUAAAUAAAAGAAAUGUGUGGUGCUGAGAGUUAUCUAUAUAAGAAAAUGCGACAUGCGUGCGCGAAUGAAUGAUUGAAUUAAUUUGCAUUAGCUAGUAGUAUUACAUCAAUGCGUGUUAUACAUCUAUAUACAUGCCAUCAAUAUAUAUAAUGUGUGCCUUGCUGUGUAUAUGUUGGUUUUGACGAGCCGAAAACAGAAAUGAACCGCAGACCAUCUACUAUAUUAUAUCGAUAAUGACCUGUACCAACACGCCAUUCAUAUAUGCAGAGUAGAGUGAAGACUGUGUUACCACCCUACCAACUGAUAUCAGCGAACCUCUCAAUUCAUUUCUCCCUUCUCUGCUAAUAUACAUAACGCACGAUCCCUUUAGCUUACAAAUACUUGUAUUGUAUAGGUCUAUCGAUUGCAAGGUUUUCUUUGGCCAUCAUGUCCAACAGCCAAUCUUGUAACGAACUAAGCAGAAGCAGCAGCAGCAAUACAAAGUAGAUGUCGGCAUUUUUAUGCUCUACUUUCAGCCACAUACUUUAUUUUGAAUAAAGUAUUCGGAAAUGGCUUUAAGUAUUGUUGAUUUGCCGUGUAUAUCGUAGAUUACAUCAACAGUGAAAAAAAAAAAAACGGUUGGUUAUUAUAUACAAAAAAAAAAACUUGAAACAAAUGAAACUGGGAUCUUGAUUUAUUAAACAUAAACAAAAUAUCAUAAUGUGUUUUAUUGGUCGUGAUUGCAUAAAUGUCCUUGCCUGUAUCCUUAAUUCAUAUACCUACUUUCCCUUAAGAUUAUAGGAAUUUUCUCGACGUUUUUAAUAAUAGAAUCUUAUUAUUUUUUAAUUUGUUCCAUUAUUAAUAAACUUUUAUUUCACCAAAUCUUUCCUCUUACAAUUAUAUUUUUUUCAUUGUUAUGUGUUUUCUCCCACAAACGAACGAUUGGCUACCCUUCGCAACCGUGGCUCUCAGCAUCAUACAUGAAUACUUUCGGCUCGUUAUUACCCGUUUUCUUAUUUCUCGUCAUGUGUGUAUGUUUUGUAUUUGUUGUUUUGAAACCACAACAAGCGGAAGACAUCGAUUAUUUGGUUUCUUUGCUGCCAUAAGCAUUUGAUGUGCGCGCUAAUGAAUUUAUUUGUCUUUUCAUUUCUCGUUUGCCUCUCAAUUUUUCUUGGGUUUCCCUGUCUGAUGACGAAGCCCUCAUGCGCCUGCGUCACGUGAAAAUACAGUAUAUAUAUAACGAAAAUAAUAAUAAUAAAAAAUUAAACACAAAAACAAAAAAAUACACGUCUAGAUUGAAGAGAAAA